Messenger RNA from Sinocyclocheilus grahami, 1344 nucleotides. Its product is annotated as obg-like ATPase 1. The record is from RefSeq and is a predicted model, not a curated record. NCBI's taxonomy places the organism in Eukaryota, Metazoa, Chordata, Actinopteri, Cypriniformes, Cyprinidae. Bases 69 to 1130 code for a protein of 353 amino acids. Gene Ontology annotation, cellular component: cytoplasm. Gene Ontology annotation, molecular function: ATP hydrolysis activity; GTP binding; ATP binding. The transcript has 10 exons.
ACGCAUCUUAAUUAUGCAAAAUAUACUCCAUUGGUAAUAUUGCAAGAGAGUACUGACAGCAUUUAACAAUGGCUCCUAAAAAGAUGCCUCCAAAGAAGGGAGGAGAUGGACCAAAACAACCCCCCCUGAUUGGACGUUUCGGGACUUCCUUGAAAAUUGGAAUCGUUGGGUUACCAAAUGUAGGGUGUGUGUCAGUCCCAGCUGGCACUCUGGCUGUAUGCAUGUUGGUGAAAGGUGCUCACGCAGGCCAGGGUUUGGGUAACGCCUUCCUCUCUCACAUCAGUGCCUGUGAUGCCAUCUUUCAUAUGACACGAGCUUUUGAGGAUGAAGAUAUUAUCCAUGUUGAGGGCUGUGUUGACCCAGUGAGGGAUAUUGAGAUCAUCCAUGAAGAGCUGAGGAUGAAGGAUGAAGAGAUGAUUGGGCCAAUCAUUGAUAAACUUGAGAAAACCGCUGUCAGGGGAGGAGACAAAAAACUCAAACCUGAAUAUGACAUCAUGUGUAAAAUAAAGUCCUGGGUUGUUGAUGAAAAGAAACAUGUUCGUUAUUAUCUUGAAUGGAACGACAAAGAGAUUGAGGUCUUGAAUAAGUAUCUGUUCUUGACGUCCAAGCCGAUGAUCUACUUGGUAAACCUCUCGGAAAAAGAUUACAUCAGGAAAAAGAAUAAAUGGUUGGCGAAGAUCAGAGAGUGGGUUGACAUUCAUGAUCCAGGUGCGCUGGUCAUCCCGUUCAGUGGGGGAUUUGAGAGCAAGUAUCAGGAUAUGACUGAUGAAGAGAAACAGAAAUAUUGUGAGGAGAACAAAACACAGAGUGUUCUGACUAAGAUCAUCAAGAGUGGGUAUGCAGCCCUGCAGCUGGAGUACUUCUUCACAGCAGGACCUGACGAAGUCCGUGCAUGGACCAUCAGGAAAGGCACCAAGGCCCCGCAAGCAGCUGGAAAGAUCCACACAGACUUUGAAAAAGGCUUCAUCAUGGCCGAAGUCAUGAAGUUCGCAGACUUUAAGGAGGAAGGCAAUGAAAACGCAGUUAAAGCUGCAGGAAAAUACAGACAACAGGGGCGGAACUACAUUGUAGAAGAUGGUGACAUCAUCUUCUUCAAAUUCAACACACCUAAUCAGCCCAAAAAGAAGUGAAGCCAGUUGGAUGGACAGUACUGUCUAUGGCACAUGCUCAGUCUCUUCAUUUAUGGCUUUGGAACAUUUAAAACACAAUCGCACCUUAGUGGUGUAUUAAGUACAUUUUUUAUUUUAUUAUUUUGGCUGAUGGCUGAAAUAAAUGAAAUGGCUGGUCUGCUUACAAAAGCUGCAUGUCACACAGCAGUUUAUUCUAAUAAAACACUUCCUCAGA